Molecule: messenger RNA, 1846 nt
Organism: Ostrea edulis (European flat oyster)
Lineage: Eukaryota; Metazoa; Mollusca; Bivalvia; Ostreida; Ostreidae
Product: T-complex protein 1 subunit beta-like
Exons: 16
Coding region: 123-1715 (530 amino acids)
Biological process (GO): protein folding
Cellular component (GO): chaperonin-containing T-complex; cytosol
Molecular function (GO): ATP binding; ATP hydrolysis activity; ATP-dependent protein folding chaperone
Source: RefSeq, a predicted model, not a curated record
GGCUCGGAAUUCAAAAAUAUAUAUACAACCGGAAGUGAACAAAGAAAACAGGCGAACCUUCGAGAUUUUGGAAUUAUAUUUCAUUGUUUUCAUCUAGAAACGACACCUUUCACAAAAGCAAAAUGGUGUCACUUAAUCCUGUACAGAUCUUCAAUGCAGGCGCUGAGGAAGAGAAAGCAGAAACUGCUCGAUUGUCCUCCUUUGUUGGAGCCAUAGCUAUUGGGGACCUGGUGAAGAGCACUUUGGGCCCUAAAGGAAUGGAUAAAAUCUUGCAAAGUUCUGGUGGAAUAGAAGUCACAAAUGAUGGAGCCACUAUUUUGAAAUCCAUAGGCAUAGACAACCCAGCAGCAAAAAUUUUAGUGGACAUCUCCAAAGUCCAGGAUGAUGAGGUGGGGGAUGGGACAACCUCUGUGGUGGUACUGGCCAGCGAGCUUCUGAGGGAGUCGGAGUCCUUAAUUUCCCAGAAGAUUCACCCCCAGACCAUUAUAUCCGGCUGGAGGAAGGCCACAGAUGAAGCACGGCGAGCUCUGCAAAACUUUGCCAGAGACAAUGGAAAUAAUGAGACGAAGUUCCGAGAAGACUUGAUGAACAUUGCUCGUACCACCCUCAGCUCAAAAAUCCUCACUCAGUACAAAGACUACUUUGCUAAUCUGGCUGUAGAUGCUGUUCUUAGGUUAAAGGGCAGUGGUAAUUUAGAUGCUAUUCACUUAAUCAAGAAAUCUGGAGGUGGCUUACAAGAUUCUUACUUAGAUGAAGGUUUCCUUUUGGAUAAGAAAAUUGGCGUCAACCAGCCCAAGAGGAUAGAGAAUGCUAAGAUUCUGAUUGCUAACACACCAAUGGACACAGAUAAAGUCAAGGUGUUUGGAACUAAAGUGAAAGUGGAUGCAGUCUCUAAAGUAGCAGAAUUAGAAUUGGCAGAAAAGGAGAAAAUGAGAGAUAAAGUUAACAAAAUCAUCAAACAUGGCUGUAAUGUGUUCAUCAAUAGACAGUUAAUAUACAACUAUCCUGAGCAGCUGUUUGCAGACGCUGGGGUGAUGGCCAUCGAGCAUGCUGACUUUGAGGGAGUGGAAAGAUUGGCAUUAGUGACAGGUGGUGAAAUCGCAUCCACAUUUGAUUCACCGGAUCAUGUUCGUCUUGGCAAGUGUAAUGUUAUAGAGGAAGUGAUGAUUGGGGAGGACAAACUCAUCAAGUUCUCUGGUGUGGAGAUGGGUGAAGCCUGUACCAUUGUUCUACGAGGGGCCACUAAACAGAUCCUGGACGAGGCGGAGAGGUCCCUUCAUGAUGCCCUCUGUGUUCUGACUCAGACCGUGAAGGAAACUAAAACAGUGUUUGGAGGAGGAAGUUCAGAGAUGCUGAUGGCAGAUGCAGUUUCCAAACUGGCAGCAAAGACACCUGGGAAAGAAGCUGUUGCCAUGGAAUCUUAUGCCAAAGCUUUGAGAAUGCUGCCUACUACUAUAGCUGACAAUGCGGGUUAUGACAGCGCCCAGCUGGUUUCUGAACUGAGGGCACUUCACACGGCAGGAAAGCACACAAUGGGAUUAAAUAUGGUUGAAGGUGAAGUAGGAGACAUGGAGAAGCGUGGAAUCACUGAAUCCUUUCAAGUGAAGCGCCAAGUAUUAAUGAGUGCAUCAGAGGCUGCAGAAAUGAUUCUACGUGUGGACGACAUCAUAAAAUCCGCUCCAAGACCUCGACAACCAGACCACAGACAUCAUUGAAAUAAUUAAGACAAUUUAUGAUUAUAUACGUUUAUUAGUGACUUGUAAAUCCUUGAAUUUUAGAACAAAAACAUGAAUAUCAAAGCAAGCAUGUGAGCCAUUUUGUAUUGUAAUAAAGUUUUGACAUUUCC